Clonostachys rhizophaga is the source of this 540-nucleotide messenger RNA. The record is from the annotation of a GenBank genome assembly. Lineage: Eukaryota; Fungi; Ascomycota; Sordariomycetes; Hypocreales; Bionectriaceae.
AUGUCCAGCUCUGCCUUCGAAAAUAUGGAGAAAUACUUCGUCCCACGGCUCAAAAUGCCCCUUCAUAUCAUUGAGGUUAUCAUGAUAAUAGUGGCUAUUAUUCUGGCAGGUGUUCGUCUCACAACUAUUACUACAAGGACAAGGACAGAUAUGAUGGCUAUAGCGAUGGGUGCCAAGUCGCUUGUCGUUAUUGCGUAUCAGCUCUUGUCAGAGCAUGUGGCACAGUGGAAGAGAUUUGCAAGUCUGAAAGCCAACCUGAUCCUCAACGCACUCGAGAUUGUUUUCUGGGCUGCGGUAGCAUUCAUGGCCAUCCAGUCCAACACUAGGUCGUGCAAGGGUGCCAGCUGCGGUCUUGGUUGGGGAGUCCUUGUUAUCACCAUUUUGAUCAGGAUAGGAGCAGCGGCUCAUCCGACGCCCAUCUCCGCAGUGUCCAAGGAUCGGCUCCUCGAAGACAUUCUUCUUCUCGAAGACACUCUUCUCACAGACACGCUUCUCGGAGACACUCUUCUCAAAGACACAUGGGCCCAUAGAAUGUAUUAG